Messenger RNA from Pundamilia nyererei, 1635 nucleotides. RefSeq names its product alkB homolog 2, alpha-ketoglutarate dependent dioxygenase (gene alkbh2). The record is from RefSeq and is a predicted model, not a curated record. Bases 79 to 894 code for a protein of 271 amino acids. Gene Ontology annotation, biological process: DNA alkylation repair. Gene Ontology annotation, molecular function: broad specificity oxidative DNA demethylase activity; ferrous iron binding; cytosine C-5 DNA demethylase activity. NCBI's taxonomy places the organism in Eukaryota, Metazoa, Chordata, Actinopteri, Cichliformes, Cichlidae. The transcript is spliced from 4 exons.
ACGCGAACGCGUCGCGGGAAACUACAAAUCUCCCAGUGUCUGAAACGCUCAUGACUCCACUGUAUUAAAAAUCCACCAAUGGAAAAGUUUGUGAUUCAGGAUCGGAACAAACGUCGCUGCACCAGUGACACUCCAGCAGGAAGUCCGAGAAAAAAGAUUAAACAGGAAAGAGACAAGAAAAUAAAGGAGGAAGACUCUGAAGAUGAUGAGGAUGCAGCCUUUGCAGAGUUCUCCAAUCCUGUUCCCUGGCAAAAAAUAGAAGCAGAGGGACUAGACUGUGAUUAUGCACUGCUUUUCUCUAAAGAGGAGGCAGACUGCCUUUUUACACAGCUGGAGGAGGAGGUGGUGUAUGCAACAGGUGAAGAGUCAAAGGUCCAGGUGUAUGGAAAGGUGUACAACAUACCGAGAAAGCAGGCCACGUACGGAGACGCAGGCCUAACGUACACUUAUUCUGGGGUGAGGCGUAUAGCCUGCCCAUGGACUCCAACUUUGGAAUACAUUCGAGACACUGUCACUAAAACGACAGGACAGACAUUCAACUUUGUCUUGGUCAACAGGUACAAAGAUGGACAAGAUCACAUGGGCGAGCACCGUGACGACGAGAAGGAGCUGGACCCCGGCUGUCCCAUCGCGUCGGUCUCUCUGGGAGCAGCGCGGGACUUCUUCUUCAAACACAGAGACUCGCGAGGAAAGCAGAGCCGCCGACAAAUUGAACCUGUGAAGCUGGAGCUCGCUCACGGAAGCCUGCUCCUCAUGAACCCGCCGACCAACACCUUCUGGUACCACAGCCUCCCUGUCCGCAAGAAGAUCCUCCUGCCUCGCAUUAACCUCACAUUCAGGCGCAUUCUGCUGGACAGCAAGCGUGAGACCAAGCCAAAGCCGGGUGUAAGUUAGGGACAUGGCCAUGUGCACAGCCACUAACAGCACAGCUCCAAUUUAAGCAACUUGACACUCUGGAGGAAGACUUUCUUAAUUUUUUCAGUGAAUCAGCAUUUAACUUUGCUCAACUCAUAUUCAUGUUUCUGUUCGAAAAGAAGGCAAAGACUUCAGAUCAAUAAAUGUAAACAGUUGACUUGUGAGCUUGUUAGUUCUCAUUGAUUGGACUGGUGCUGCUGUACUCUAGCAGCUCUGGAAAGUAAAAGGUCGCUGGGUUGCAUUUAAAGGAAAGGCAUGUAAACAAUGAAAAUGUACUUCUUAGUGGAUUGUCAGGUUGGUCCAAAUGUAGACUGCUUUAAUCAGACUUCUCUUUAAUGGGCUUAAAUGGGUAUGAGAGGAGGGUGCAUGACUUCAGCAUCAGUUUGUUCCCUGGAUAUGGAAAUAUUUGUUGAUACAGGAGCUUUUUUUUAUGUUCCAGAGUUGUCAGAUUCCAAGGUUAUAUACACUCGCCAAUUUAUUAGGUUGGACCCCUUUUACCUUCAGAGUAGUCCCCAGGUAUUUUGGUCCAUGUUAGCAUCCUAUAGUUGUUUUAGAUUCAUGAUGCAAAUUUUCUGUUUGCCCCCACAUCCCAAAGGUGCUCUAUUAGAUUGCUGCCACAAUCAUUAGAUGGCAAAUUUUGGUAAGACUAUACCAAUUGUAGCCUCAAUUUUCUAUUGUUAGCUGAAAGGACUAGCACCCAGUGUGGUCUCCUGCUGCUGU